CUGUGCUGUUCACGGUUGUAUGUUGUGAUAAGUUAUUCCAUCGUUGUUAAAUGUAAUUUUGCGAAGAAAAUAGAAUUUAAUUCCACAAAUUCCUAUGAAUUUAUGUAUGGACUGUUUUUAUUGAGAAAUGUUUCAAGACCAAAAGUCUUAACAAAUGCUAACAAUGGAGCCUCCAUUGAUUAACAAUGGAAUUCUAAUGAAAUCAACUAAUGUCAAAUUAGAGGCAAUGAAGAUAAAAAUCGUAACUCAGAAAGAUUCAGAUGAAUCUUUUUCAUCAAGUCUAAAUGAAAAUGGACUUCCUGGUACAUCUAACACGUCAGAAUUUGUAAUUAAAACUCUUCCUAAAAAUAAAUCGGUUAAUAGCAAUAUAAUUAUUAACUAUGCAGCAGAGAAAGAUUUUAGGCAAAGCCAACGAACUGAAGAAGGAGCCAAGAAAACCUUGUCAGAUGUAAAUUCUGUUAUGAAUGAUGCAGCUUUGUUAUUAAAUCUUGCUACAGAGAAGGAUAAUGUAUUACCAGUGGUAAGGAACAAUACAUUUUCUAUGAAGACUCUGAAGCCAGAUGCAUUCCAAGAAAAAGCGGAAUCAUAUAACAAUCAUGUCAAAGCAUCUGUUGCUAAGGCCCUAGGAGGGAAGCAGAUAUAUUUCCGUUUCCGUGUUCAAGAAAGUCUUCACAAAAUCUCUCGGCCCAAAGAUGCUGUGGUUUACCAGUGCCACAUUUGCAAAGGGCCAUACAAGCAGAAGUUUAGUCUUAAAAGACAUUUUCUUCGAAAUCAUAUAAACCCGGAAUAUAUUUCGGCAGCCGAUUUGUCCAACUGUAAAAUCCCAAUUCAAAAUGAAGAAAUUAUACAGCAGUUUGUUGAAGAAAGCAAAACUCCUUCAGGAAGGAAACGAUUCAAGACUAAUGGUGCUGUUUUCUUUAUCCCUGACGGAAAAACGAGGGUGCCUGGACUUUAUAAAUGCCAUCAAUGUCCUGGAAUUCGGUUUGAUUUAGAAGAUGAAUUAGAGGCACAUUAUUCAUCCCACUUGAAUCUAAAUAGGGAUGAUGUCUUCCCAUGUAAUUUGUGCCCAUCUGUAUUUCAAAGGAAGCAAGCACUGUCAAAGCAUAUGGUUUCGCAUACUGAAAAGAAAAUAAUUUUUCAUUGCAAAAAAUGUCCUCAGCAAUUUGAGAAAAUUACUGAUUACACAUGCCAUUUGCAAAUGCAUGGGAGUGGGAAAAGAUGCAAGUAUUGUGAAAAAGAGUUUUCCACCGCAGCUAAUCGAAAGCGGCAUGAAAAUAUUCACGAACGUGGGCGAGUUUUUUCUUGCAGGCUGUGCAAAGCAAAGUUUUCUCGAAGUAAAGAGCUGGAGAAGCAUAUAAAAAAAAUGCACAGUAAUUUAAAACUUACUUGCCCACAUUGUCCCAUGCAAACCAGUCCCAUCAUAUUUACAUCACAGUAUUUAUUCGAAGCUCACAUAGCUUUAAAGCAUCGAGAUAUUCCAGGUAAAAAAUUUGUUACAAGUAACAAAACAACAGGGUUGUACAAGACUCACAUGCAGAAAUUACCUAAGGAAUCUUUCUGUUGUUACUGCAAGAAGAAAUUUUCUUCUGUAAAAGCAAUGGUGAAUCAUAAAAAUGCUGUUCAUAAGAAUGAAAUAGCGCAGCACAAGCCUAAGAAAUUUGGACAAAAAGAAAUUACCAAAGGGAAAUUGCAAAGAAAUCCUGAAGGCAAUCAAAAACUUAAAAAUUUGCCUAUUAAUGAAAAAGACCAUUGUGAGAAAAAUUCUAAAUCUGAUAAUUACGUAAAAACUGGAAUUUUAGGUAAAAAGCGCACUACUUAUGAGAGAAAAGCCAAAAAUUCAUCUCAGUACAAGCUAUCUAAAGAUAAAUCUUAUCGGAAAAAGGAUGAAGCUGAGAAACUGUUUUAUUUUAAUGUUUCCAGCAAUGUUGCUGAUAAUCUUUUGAAUCAUGUUGAUGGUGGACCUAAUCAAAUAAAUCUUAAAAAAUCUGGCUUUCAAGAUCCAAGUGAAUCUUUUGAUUAUAGAUCAAAUACAAGUGAAAUUCCUUGGUCAGCGCAUAAUUUCUCCAAUUGCUUUGACAGUGAUGGUGUAAUGAGUAAAAGAGAAGAAAAGUCACUAUUAUUUCCCCAAGAACGGUGCCUUUAUGCAACAGGGCUUGAAAGGAAUGAAGUUUCAGUUGAGAAUACUGUAAAUUUGAGUAGCUCAGAUGAAGGGACUAUGCAUUCUGAUAAUCAGGAAGAAAAAGAGAAACUUAUAAAUCAUGAAUUUUGUGCAACAUAUGUUUGUGGUGUUUGUAAAGGUAUAUUCCCAGAUUAUUCAGCAUUUGAAGACCAUUCUGUUAAUAAUCAUCCAAAUGUGGAAAUUUCUUUUGUUGAAAUUGAAGGCACAAGUAACAAUCCACCAGAUGUUCCAGGAGAAUUGAGGAGACCUCCUUAUACUUUGCCUAAUGGCAUGCUGAUUUCUUAUGAAGUGUCACUCCCAACUCAAGUACAUUUUGAUAAUAUAUGCAGUAAAUGUGAAAGCAGAUUCGAUACCAAAGACGAGUUAUAUGCUCAUAUAUUUCAGUGUACUACUGAAACAGACAUUCAUUUUCGAAAGAAGCUAAAUCAAAGAAAUAAGAAAGGAUUUGCAAUGAAAAAUAGAAUAGAUUCAAGUAGGAAACCAAUCAAAAGCUCUGGGUGGUUCAAUCGGAAUAAACAAAUUUUCAAGAGUGGAUGUUUUCGUAGAAAUAAAUUUCAGAGUGGAAAAUACUAUUUCGACAUGGAAAGCAACGAAAGAGAUAAAAGAUCGCCUCAAUCUUCUAAGUUAUGUGCAAAUCGUUGUCCACAUGCAUUUUGUGAAUCUGUAUUUAUAUCUGCAGCGAAACUUCCAGAACAUACAGAGGUUUGUCCUAAUAAAUUCAAGAGUCACACAGCUGAAGAGCAAAAGUCGAAAAAAUACCAAAUGAAAAAAAGUAAAGAUAAUCAAUCGCUUGAACAUUCGCCUUCACCUAUUUCUUACAAUGAAAGUGGAAGCAGUAAUGAUCCUGUGAAAAAUUCUAACAUUUCAGAUACGGGUACCUUGUCAACUUUUACCUAUGACAAUGCAUUACCUGUUGAAUUGCAAGAAGAGGUCCAUGAUGAUAAAACAGUUUCUUCAGAAAACCAAUGUUUAAAUGCUCCACCUUCAAAUAAUUUGCAAAGCUCUGUUGAAAAGGAAAAUGAUGCAGAUUUAUACUGCGAAAAAACUGUAGGUUUAGAAAGGAAUACUUCUAAAACGUCUCCACUUCUCGAUUUAGAUAUUUUGCGGAAACUUGUUAAAAAAGUUGAGUCAGCAUUAUGUAAAAAUGACUUGCAGAUGGAAGAUGUGACUGAAAAAUCAGUAAAAAAAGUUUCUGAGCAUUCUACUGAAGCCGAAAGCUCAGCACGGAAAGUUUCUGAUCAUUCUGAAGCAGGGAGUUCGGCAAAGAAAAUUUCCGAGCACUCUACUAAAACUGAGAGCUCAGUAAAGAAAGUUUCUGAGAAUUCUGCUAAAAAUAUAGACGAAUUAAAAUUGCCUGUAGGUAGUAUCAUCUCUGCUAAUUCAAAAAAGAGAGUUUCUGAAAAUGCAGUGAAGAAUACCAAAAGUGGGAAUGUAACAAAAUCAGUGGAAAGUUCCAGUAGUGAGAGCACAGUUGAAUUAUCUACAGUUGGAACAGCAGAAACAUUGCCUAAAGUUAAUUUACCUAAAAUAAAGGAAGUUGUAAAAGAAAUCCAGCUAGCAGCUUCUAGUUCACCAAAUUUGAAAAAAAGUAAUACACCAUUGACAUUCCUUUCACCUGAAGUAAAUCAAAAUGUUGAACAUUCUUCUCCAAACAAGAAUUUACUUGUAUCAAAUGGAAUGCAUUCUCGGUCUGUAAAAGAAUCAAGUGUUACAAAUGAAUCUCAACAAUCUGAAAAGGCUAGGCAAAGAAAAAAGAGAAAGCCUAUAAAAAUAAUGCAUAAAAUGAUUGAUGAGACAGAGAAUAAUCUGAAAAUCAAUUUAACUUCAUUCUCAUUAGAGGAAAAUAGUUUUAAGCCUAUUGAAAAUUCAGGAAAACAUAUACUCUCUACAAAUAUGUAUGCUCAGAUUGUAAAAUCACCUGAUAUGGUCCCAGAAAAGAAUAAGAUGGAUUUUCAUAGUUCAAAUGAAAAAAGCACCACUAUUAUUCUUGAAUCAGCUGCUGUUGAUUCUACUAAAAAUACUCAAAUUAAUACUGAUGAGGGAAAAAUAUCUACUCCUGUAUUUCUUCCACAAGAAAAUCCAGAAGGCAGUGAAGACCGUGACAGUCCUAGUCUAGAAGUGCUGGUUAGUUCAGUUACUCAAAGCAUUGAGAAUUUUGAUAAACCCUCUCUUCUAGAUGAUGAAAAAUUUGCUCUUCAGACUUCUGAUUUGAUAAAUCCCACUACCUUAAAAAAUACUGGUAUGGAUUUAACUUCUAAUAAUGGCUUAAACUUUAAGAUUAUUAUACCAACGAGUGAUUCACCUUCCAUAUCCCAGGCAUCCGAUAAAGAUGCUUUGAACUAUUUUGCAUCGGGAAUAACUGGAGAUGAAUCACCAAUGCCUGUCUCUAUAGAUAAGAACAAUGUUAAGACAUCAGUGAUAAACAAAAUGAAAUCUAUACUGAAUGUUACGGAAAAUGCAUCGGAUACUGCAAGGCUUAAGGAAUCGAUUAACAGCAAAAUUAAGAAUACUGUAACUCCACUAAUUGAAAAUACUAUACCUGUUACUGAAAAUACUCAAAAAUUAACUCCUGGAGAAAAUAAAUCUGUAGUAAAUUCUGCAACUGUUAAUCUGCAUGCAGAUGUUUCUCCUGAAUUUCAGAGAAGCCUUAGUUUUGACAAAAGUAUUAAAGAAUCAAGAAAGGAAAAUGAAGAAAAUGAAAUGGGGAAAUCAUUUCUGAAAGAAAAAGGAGACAAUAAAAAAAGAAAUGAUAAUAAAAAAGGAGACAAUGAUUCCUUUGAUGGAGACGAAUAUUCUUCUAAAAAAUCUGGCCAUGGUCAACUUGCCAUGGUUGAUAAAAAUAAUAUAGUUAAUUUAACACCAGAACAGAAAUUUAAACAGCCUAAGGAUAAGAUGAAAUCAAAAGUAAUAGAAGUUGUUCAAAGUACAUCCACUGAGAAUGGUAAGAAUGAAUCACAGAUGAAGAAAGUAAAUUUAAAACCUUCUCUGGACAAGAAAUGUUCUGAAGAUGACAAAGGUAUGUCCUCUAAAUCACCUGUUAAUAAUAAUACUCAACCUCAAUUAGCCUUGGAAGUAGAUAACCAUCUGACUAACAAAAAUAAAGUUGAAGACUGUAUUCCAUCAGAAAACAGUGCCAAAUUAAGGCUUUUAAGAAUGAAAAGACCAGCACUUAAUGAAUCUUCAGAUAAAGCAGCAAAUGAAAAUAUGAAACUUAGUAAUUCAUCUGAAAGUGAUAACUCAAAUACUCAGAUGUCAAAAAGAAGGAAAAGUAUAAAUGAUUCAGGAGCUGUUGCUGGGAUGCACAUUUCGGAUCAAGCUUCUCUGGGGAACAGUUUGGAUCCAGCUGCUGUUGCGAAUAGUAUGGAUCCAGCUGUGGUCAACAGUACAGAUCAAGCUGCAUUGGUUGACAGUUCUGGUGUAUACAAUUUAGAGUCUAUAACUGCAAAAGCCUCCAUGGAUGAUGGUUGCUGUUCGAAGGCAUCAGAUUACUCUUAUCCGGCUAUAGAUGAUAAAAAUAUUGUGGUGAAGAAAGAAAAAUCGGACAAUGAGCUAUUCCUACAACGUAACUGUCCAUAUUGUUUUUUAGACUUUGCGUAUCUUUCAAAUUUCAGACGACAUUUGAAACAGUGUCCUAGUAGGACUAUGAAUGUUGAAAGUGAAACACCUGUAGCAUCUACUUCAUCACAGUUUCAACAUUUACCGAAAAAGAAUGAAGUUGAAGAAAGUAUGCUGAAUCUUCUACGUCAUCAGUCUAGACAGUACGAGCUAAUUAAGGAGACACAAGAUGCUGAAGAUAGCAAGCCGAAGAUUAGUUUCCGGAAAUUCAGCUGUCCAAGGUGCCACAAAAUCUAUUUGAGUUACUUUUCAUUUAUCCAGCAUGUGUUCCAAGUUCAUAAGAUGAAAACAGCUAAUGCUGGUGAUGCUUCAACUUCUCAAAGUAUGAAAGUGCUGCCAUUAGAGGAGAUUGAAAGAGACAUGCAUCAAGAAACAAAGAUAGAGGAUAUUGGUGGUGCUUCAACUUCUCAAGAUGCUAAAGUGAUGCCCUUAGAAGAAAAUGGAAAGGAAAAUAACAUCAAUUUGCCUGAAAUUUGUGAUAAUACUUAUGAUAUCUCUUCUGAAUUAACUGAUAAUGGAAUGAAUUCAAGUGCUAUUGUUGGAAACAGUGUGGAAAAGAUUGACCAAGCUAAUGCAAAUAAGAAAGAAGAGAACUUUUCCAGCAAUAUUCCUUUUCAUGAAUUAAAAUCAGAUAAUAAAGAAAUUAUGUUAGGUUCAGAACUAAAUGUUACCAAGUGCACAGAAAACAUAAAUAGUUCAGACAGUUCGAACUUAACUGGCAAAGAAAUAAAAACUUUUUCUUCAUCAGAUGGCAGAAAUGUUUCUAAUUCUCAGAAUGAUAAAGAAUUUACAGACCCGUCUCUCUUAGUUUUACCUGCCUAUGGAAAAGGAAGAGGCCGUAAAAAGAAAAGUAUAGCAGAAAAUUUGUCAGAAAAGAAAAUUGAGUCUACGAUCGAAGAACAGUCUUGCAGAACAGAAGAUACGUCUGCUGUUAGUGAACCAAAAGCUACAGAUACUGUUACUAAUAACUCAAUGCUGAAAGAAGUUGGAGAAUCACUCCUUGUGAAUCUUAAAUCUUCUAAAAGUACAUUAGUAAAUAAGCUUAGGAGUACUUUAUCAAAAAGUAUGCAGAAUGGAGUUAACUUAAAGGAUACUCCUACAAAAUUUGUCAAAAAAACAGGAACACUAAAGAGUGCUGACAGUGAUCCAAAACAUUUGGAUAAAGAUUCCUGUUCCCUUAAGUCACACAUUAAAAAGAAUGCAAUUGAAACUUUAAAAGCAACAGAUAAAACUAAUGCACAUCACAUUUCUCAUCCACUGAAUACAUCAAGGCGAGGUCGAAAAAAAAGUGUUGUUACUCGAAUUCCUGUUAAACAAAAUAUCAAAGGCUACAAACGAGAAGCCAAUAAUAAUCUUUCACUGAUUGAUGUACCAAGUGAAGUUGUCGAUUCUUCUGCAGAAGCUAUGGAAACAGAAUCGAAUUCAAGACUUGAUGAUUCAUCAAAAAUAAAUAAAUUGAAAUCUUUGCGAAACCAAAGUCUCCCAAGUACUGGAUCAUUGACCAUUUCAAAGGAAAAAAAGAAUUAUAUUAAAAAGAUCAAUACUAAUACUCCCCAGUCUAAUAAAAUGACUAAGGCUACCAAGCCUACAAAACCCUCCUUUCAAGAAGUUAAUCCCGAUGUUCAAGCUAGUCAGAAAUCAAAAGUCAACAACAAGACCAGAAGUUCGAAAAGCAUCAAAGCAAAUUGUGAUAAUGAACCCAUUCCAUCAACAUCAUAUGGCCCAAGCAGAAGUAGAAACUCCAAGGUGAUAAAUAUUUCUCUUGACUUGUCUUCAGAGCCUGAAGAUGCUGAUGACAUUCAGCAAAAUAAAACCAAACAAAAAAGGAAACCUAAUAAUAAAAUCUGCCCAAUUUGCAAGCAGAAAUUCCCUGCAAUGCUGCAGCGAAACAGACAUUUACAGUUAGUUCAUGGACGUAACAGAAGUCGAACUGAAGGUUCUAUUUCUCCCACAUCAGUGCCGGUGAAAAAAGAAUCUGCGAGUAAAAUGACAGACAGUCCUGUGAAGAAAGAAACUGUCAAUAAGGUAAUUGAUAGCUCUGCGAAAAAAGAAAAUAAAGUAGCUGACAGUCCUGCUAUUGUACCUGAUAGAUCUGCUUACCAGAGACAGUGUAGCAAACCUCUACCUCCUUUGAAGAGGAAGUAUCAGAAAGUUGGUGGUAAGAACAUUCAACCUGUAAAAAAGACAAAAUCAUAAUCAUUUAAUGUUUUCAAAAUACUGUAGCAUAAGAACCUAUAGUCAACUUUUUUUUCUACAUUUUUGUAUGUAGUUGCAUUGUUUCCAAUACCAUCAAAUAUGUUUAUAUGCAUGUUCUAUAAUUUUAAACUAUUUCAGAAUCAUUUGAUAAAAUAACACCGUGAUAAAAAAAGCAAAUAAGUGUCAAUAAUCUGGAUCAAUUAGAGCUGCGUUGUGCCUGAAUUUGCUAAAUUCAUAACAAUUUAACAACCCUUAAAAUUUAUUUUAACUAUAAAUAUAGUUUACAGAAGUUAUUUUGUUUUUAAAAACAAAAAUGAGAAUAAUCAAUAAAUUAUUUAGCAAAAAUUGUUAAAUAAAUUUUGAAUGAAAAUGGUUAUAGAUAUGCGGUUAUCCUGCACUGCAUAAUUUUUUUUCUUUAAUAUGUUAAAUAGCUUGAAACAUAUCUUGAAUAUGUUUUUUCUUUAAUAGUUAUUUAUGAAGUUUUGAUUUUUUUUUAAUGCAAUUUCUUUUAUACAGUUCUUAAAUAUGGCACAAAAAUAGGUUUGACUAUAACUUCAAUUUGUAUGCUUUAAGUUAGUAACAUCCUUAUUGACUCUUAAUUAUAUCUUAAGUCAAUAAUAAAUUCAGAAUAUUUUGUUGGCAUUUUUAUCACAUUUUUUUAUUUAAUUUAAUCUUUCAUUAUCUACGUUUCAUUUUGAAUAGCAUCCUUCCAUGUAUAUUUAUUGAUUACAUGUAAAUGUUUCCUGUGUUUUUAUGUCUGUGAGAAUGUAUUUAAUCUGCAUGUAUAUUUAUAAGAAAAUCUAAUAUGAAAAUGUUAAUUCCAUAGUUAUACAGUUUUUUUUUUUUUUUUUUAAAUUUGAACUGUGAUAUUCUUACAAUCAUUGAAAAAUAAAUCAAACCAAAGGAAUUUUAUUUUUCAUUAAAUCAAUCGUAUAAUUAAUCUAUAUUGUAAUAAUUAAUUCUUCAUCCCCUCAUCUUUUGUCUCUUAAUGCAUUAAAUGUCACUUAGGAACUAUGUGUAUACUUCAAAAGGAAUAAGAAAAGAUUUGUUUAUUUUAUUGGGUGUGUGCUAUAAAUCUGUUUUGAUUCCUCUCAUCUUGUAUUAUUGUAAAGAUUAAGAAUUUGAAAAGAACUUUUAUAUGAGAGUUAACUUUUUAAAUGAGAGUUCAACCCUUACUCUGCCUUUUUAUUUAUUCAUUUUGAAGAAUUAAAAUUUAAUUAAUCAAAUUUGUGACUUGAAAUUUUUUUUAGUAAAAAAUAAAUAAAACGUCUUUUUAGGCUUAGUUAUAAUUGAAAAAAAGGGGGGGGGCAAAAUUUCUAAUAAUUUAUUUUUAUUAUUAGUUGUGGAUUUAAUUUUUGUUAUAUAAUAUAGCAAUUGCAAAUUUUUUGAAAAAAAAAAAAUCUCUAAAGAAAUCUGUAGACUUUUUGGUGUGUUAACCUAUAAAUCCUUAGAAUAUAAAAUCUAAUGUGUUUUUGCUACUUGAGAAAUGCAAAAUAAAGAGAUGAAAAGCAUCCCCUUUUUGUUAUUCUAAAAAUCUACUUAACCUAUUGUCUUCAAGGUUAAUCUAUUUGAAUUACAAAAAAUGAAUUUUCCUUGUAUUCAGAAAUGUUCUUAAACAAGUUUGAUCGAGAAAGGGAGGGGGGAGGGGAUUGUUGAGAACUUGAUGAUCAAAAAGAUUAUUAUAUUAUGAAAAGGCUGUCCAUUAUUUUUGCAUUUUAACAGAAUUGGAAUUUUUUUCCCCUUAAAAAAUGUAAAAAUCAGACUAGAAGGGGGAGGAAAAAGAGUUAUGCUUCGAAGUGCCUUAAGAUUUUUUUUUAAAUUUAUACAUGUCUAUUCCUUAGAUAUUUUAUAUCGGAAAUUUGUGUAACUAUACCACUUCUAUUAAAGAUAUUUCUUUUCUAAUACAAAAAUAAUAAUCAUGGAAAGUCUUUCAUGUUCUCAUUAAACCCAUUAAUGUCCAACUUACUUUAAGCAUAGAUUUCAGGAAAUAUCUUUUAAAGUUAAAAACAUAAAUAUUAAGAUAACUGUGAGGUAAAAAUUCUAAGAAAAAAAGAAGUUUCUAAAGUCAAAGAAAUUGGAUUUAAUUUUAAAGAGUAGAUUAAAUUUUUGAGAUUUAUUGAACAUUCUAUAAAGAAAGGACAUCUAAAAUCUUUUUUGUAGAUAAAUAUUAGAAAAGAGUUUUAGAAUAAUAGAUUGUUGAUUGUUGAAAACUAUUUUCAAAUUCCUUCCAUUAUUUUGAAAAAAUUUUUUUUUUUAAUUUUUCUUUCAAAAUCUGUGAAAUGGAUAGUAUAUGUUGAUUGAAAAUUGUUUUGGGAAAUAUUGAGCAGAAAUUACUAUCAAGUUGCAUUCUUUUCUGCUAUGGUAUAGAAAUAUAACUGUCUUAUAAACGUUGAGCUGGAUUAAGGUGCAUAUUUAAUGUGUCUUCUCUUUUUGUAUGAAAAUUAAAUUUCAAAAGAACAUGGAUGAGCUUUUUUACAAUUCUUAAUAAUUGUGUAUAUAGAUAUUUUCUGAUCAAAUCUUACAUCAUAUGAAGUUAAAAAUGUACUGUAUCACAUUUGAAAAAAAAUUUCUAGAAAUGAUACUUGUUGUUGAUUGAUGUUUAUGUGAAUGUUUUAAUAAUGUGAUAUAUAUGUGUGCCUAAAACUAUGAAUUAUC
Messenger RNA from Argiope bruennichi, 10645 nucleotides. RefSeq lists its product as uncharacterized. The transcript is spliced from 3 exons. Gene Ontology annotation, molecular function: RNA polymerase II cis-regulatory region sequence-specific DNA binding; DNA-binding transcription factor activity, RNA polymerase II-specific. The record is from RefSeq and is a predicted model, not a curated record. Gene Ontology annotation, biological process: regulation of DNA-templated transcription. NCBI's taxonomy places the organism in Eukaryota, Metazoa, Arthropoda, Arachnida, Araneae, Araneidae. Bases 155 to 7990 code for a protein of 2611 amino acids.